Molecule: messenger RNA, 207 nt
Organism: Neomonachus schauinslandi (Hawaiian monk seal)
Lineage: Eukaryota; Metazoa; Chordata; Mammalia; Carnivora; Phocidae
Gene: TEX53
Product: testis expressed 53
Exons: 2
Coding region: 1-207 (68 amino acids)
Source: RefSeq, a predicted model, not a curated record
AUGGCGUCAAAGAUCUUCUGUUGUUGCUGCCAGGCCAGCGAGGGGUCCUCUACCACUGUCUCACGUAGUCCCAGGAUGUCCCAGCAGCAUCAGCCACGGUCCUUCAAUCUGAACACAGAUUCUCGCAAGAAUGGUUUCCAAAAGAGAUACGCACACCACCCCGCCAACAACUGGAUACCGAAAGGAUGCACUCUUGGGAGGCCCUGA